Molecule: messenger RNA, 1860 nt
Organism: Pomacea canaliculata
Lineage: Eukaryota; Metazoa; Mollusca; Gastropoda; Architaenioglossa; Ampullariidae
Product: rho guanine nucleotide exchange factor 12-like
Exons: 17
Coding region: 134-1729 (531 amino acids)
Biological process (GO): G protein-coupled receptor signaling pathway
Cellular component (GO): cytoplasm
Molecular function (GO): G protein-coupled receptor binding; guanyl-nucleotide exchange factor activity
Source: RefSeq, a predicted model, not a curated record
GAUGCAGUGAUCAUUUCCUGAAAGUUCAGAAGGGAUGACUUGGUACUACCGAGAUGGAUUUGCCUCUGAAACUUGAGAAGGGAGGAAUUCAUUACCAGAAUUAGGUGGUGGUUAUCUACAUAAGGAGAAAUAUAUGCAUAUAUUUAUCCUUUUAAUUCUCUUCUCAGCUGAGCAUUGGGUUUACUUCUGCUUAUCUGUAAGUGUAACCGUCAUGCCUCUUAGCAGAAAGUGGCGUUCUCUGGAUUUCUUUGGUUCUUUGGAAAACCUUCAUCUCCCAUACCACCCUCACAAACAUGGUCACAAGACUGAGCACAAACAAGAAGGAAGACAGGACAAGCACUCUGAUGGGCAUCAGAAGAGUUCAUUUCGUGCAAGACUAUCCAGUUUGAGUGACAAGAAUGAGUUAAAGCGAGAUGACUGGGAUGGCUCAGGAGUGGGAUUGGUUCAGCGCUGUGUCAUUAUUCAGAAGGAUGAGAAGGGCUAUGGUUUAACAGUUAGCGGUGACAAUCCUGUCUAUGUGGCAUCUGUCAAGCCUGAGGGAGCAGCUGCUAAAGCUGGUGUUCAGAAGGAUGAUCGCAUUGUUAAGGUGAACGGAACACUGGUUACCAAAUGCAACCACAUCGAUGUAGUCAAGCUCAUAAAAUCGGGCUCCUAUGUGGCGCUCACCUUGAUGGGUAGACCCAACCCAUCUUCACCAAACGCAGCCUCCUCUGCCAACUCUGCUUUCCUGUCCAGCGCCAACACACUGUCCACUCCAGCCACCAUCUCCAACCGCAGCUCUGUCAUCACUGCUCCUCAGCCUGUUGAUCCGGACAAGGACCGGGAACUAUGGGUGCAAAAGCUGCACAUGACACAGGCUAUGCACGAUCAGGCCAAAGAGGAUUUUGAGAAAUUACAGCGGCAAUAUGUACGAACCCCUACUGAACGACUGCACACAAACCUGCUUGAGAAAGAACGAACUGUCAAGACCCUUGAAAAGCAGCUGCAACAGCUAAAGGUCUUUGAAGAAGACUUUGCUGGCUCUAGCUUUGGUCAAGGUGUGCCGCACUAUCAAGACAGCAGCAUCACCUCCGCAGGCAGCAUCAGCAGCAUCAGCUCGUGGUACCCACGCAUACUUCUACGCGGGGACUCGAAGCAUGUCAAACAGGCAUCGGUGCCUGUCUCCUUGUAUAAGUCGUCGGGCGAGGGCGCUGGCCUGGGGCCCGACGCUCGAGCAGCCACACAUGUGAUGCGGUCCAAGUCCGAUGUUGCUUCCAGACGAAACCGUGCAGGGCUGACCCAGUCCACUUUCUAUGUAAGCAUCUCCCAGGCUGCCGGAACUGGCUGCGAGGGAGGUAAAGGCAUCCGUCGUAAACUGAAACGGGCAACAUCGCAACCAGUUUCAGACGCUGGCAGCAUGUCGGACUCACCUCAAACCAGUCCCAGUGUCUCACCUACACCGCUGCACCCUGCCAACCAGCAUGAUGCAGGCGACACCAGCAGCAUUUAUUCACGCAAUUAUUCAGUUGUUGAGGACCAAGCUCCUGUUUCUGCCGACAUAAUCACCAUUGAUGAUGAGGAUGUUAAUUCUGAGGAAGAACAGCUAAGUGUGAAUCCUUUCCUGGGCAGCCAAUUUCUCCAGUUGUUGCCAAGUUCCAAUCAGCUGAGGUGGUGGACACAGGCCCAUUCUCCGACAUCAGACAGCUGGAGAAAAAGCCUGCAUACAUGGCCGUUUUACUGCACUACAUGAUUUGUAACAGCGAUCCAGCUUGCGUGUUUUUCCACAUUGUGACAGAGGCCUUCAAACAAGCAACUGGGAGUGCAAAAGACCUAAGGAAAUGGGGAUAUGAAAUAUUCUCCACUUUUAUAGCACCAAAGGCU